AUGGGGAUCAACUAUUUUGGACCAGUAUACAUCAGCGCAGGUCGACGCAAGGCAGCAUUGAAGACGUUUGUGGCGGUAUUUGUGUGUAUGUGUACCAAGGCAGUACACUUCGAACAUGUUGCUGAUUUAUCAACGAAGAGAUUCCUACAAGCCCCACGAAGAUUUCUGGGCCGUCGAGGCCGAAUUCCAGACAUCUACUGGGAUAACGUAACCAACUUCGUAGGGGCUAGGAAUCAACUACCUGAAUUAUUUCAACUGCUCAAGGAUCCAGCGCAUCGGGAGAAGGUGUCACGGCUCUGCACUGAUGAAGAAAUACGAUGGCACUUUAAUCCCCCAAGGGCACCACAUGUACACAGUUCGUGGGAGGCUACAGUCCAUUCAGCGAAACUUCACUUGCUACGAAUGCUGGGUGGACAGCCGGAAGGAGCAGAGGAUUUAGCGACGUUGCUGGUGCAAAUCGAAACUUGCCUCAAUUCACGCCCGCUAAUACACCUGAGUGAUGAUCCGUUGGAUUUUGCACCUUUAACAGCCGGGCUCUUCUUAACAAGUGAAUGGUUACAGUAUCAGAAGAAGGUCUUACUGAGGUUCCAAUUAACCGCUUAG
Uranotaenia lowii is the source of this 603-nucleotide messenger RNA. RefSeq lists its product as uncharacterized. Gene Ontology annotation, molecular function: nucleic acid binding. Bases 1 to 603 code for a protein of 200 amino acids. The transcript has a single exon. The record is from RefSeq and is a predicted model, not a curated record. Lineage: Eukaryota; Metazoa; Arthropoda; Insecta; Diptera; Culicidae.